Pelobates cultripes (western spadefoot toad) is the source of this 8573-nucleotide messenger RNA. Lineage: Eukaryota; Metazoa; Chordata; Amphibia; Anura; Pelobatidae. The record is from the annotation of a GenBank genome assembly.
CUCACACCCCCUCGAGCCUGAGCCAGCGUAUGACUGGUCUCAUUGAGCACACCGAUCCAGGCAGGAGGCGUGCCACGAUGGUAAAUCACUAUUUAAACAACAACUAAUCAAGCGCACGGGAGAAUAGACGGCAGAUCCUCCAAACUACUUGACACAGGUAAGACAUGCCUACAAUACAACAAAUAUUUGCCGACUGAUAAAACGGAUUGUUUUUCUUUCAGAUACUCUCAGGUAUGUUCUCAAGGAUACUGGAACGGCAGCAGUGCCAGAUUUUCUGAGGAUGGACAAGUUCAGAGCAUUAACCUGUAUCCAGUAAAACACAGCUAGAAUUUAAACUUUUGUCAGUGAUAAGAAAAAUCACAGAACAAAAUAAAGUACUAGCAGCCCCAUGUCAUAUAUUUCCAACUUCACGGAGCAAUAAGUAACAAUCCCUUUAAUUACGUUUAGAAAAAUAUGUGAUGGACCCCAAACAUUAUUUUAUUGAUUCUUGUUUUAAAUCUUUUUUAAAAAGGUUUUUUUCCUUAAUGAAAUCUUUAGUUAAGUCAUUAAGUUUUUCUUAAUGAAGUUACUUCAGGGCUUUGGGUCCCUGGGCUCGAGGUGUUAAACUCCCUGGGUGAUUGUCCGCACUCAUUUCUCCGUCUCUCCUCGGCUGCCGUACUGGGUGGAGAAGGAAUACAUUGUGCCCCAGUAACCCCUUUAUAUUUAACAGUCAGUGAUUUAUAUUUUCUGAUUUAUCCCAAACUGACAACGCACAUCCUCUCUCUUUCCUUCCAGUCAACGGCUGUCACUAUCCCCAUGGCGUCCAUUGAGCAAUUUCUAGACGGUGAGUGACCGGAAUAUUGUUUGUAAACCAAUUAUAACGUGCCUUUUUCAUGGAGGUAGAAUGACACAGUAUCCUGUCUGCAAGCUCAGUGUUCUAUUCCAUUAUUUUAUAUGUUCUCAGUCUCUAUCGGUGGAAGCUGUCCCUGGGGGCCGUUUAUAUCAGCCACCAAUGCAAUGUUCAUGCUGGUUUAUUCACUACACAGAGAAUUGUAGUGAACGGGAAACAAAAAUGCAAAAUUAGGGGUCAAAUAGGCGAGCUGCAACUAUAGCAGAGUUGGACAUGUUUCCCAAACUGGCUGCUUUUAUCAAAGUUUUCACAUUCAGGACAAGCUUCUGCUUAGUGAAUAAAUCCCACGUGUCUGAAUUUACUGUCAGGUACUGCCCUGGGAUGGUAUCUGAUCUGUGGAUCAAACGAUUUGCUAAAAGCAGCAUCUCUCAUUUGAUACAGUGCACGUAUUUAGUCACCUGGUCCAUACGAACUUUGGAGAACACAUUUUUACUGAAAAGACGCAUUUGUAUAAAAUGUAGUAGAAUGUUCUGCCACGUGAGCCUUGUAUUAUUCCAGGGACACAGUGUAUAAUUUAAUAGCACUAUUUCCUACAGGUGGGAGCAAGAAGUUCGAGGAAGAUUUCCUGUCGGCUCAUAAUGCGUAUCGGAAGCAGCACAGCACGCCUUCUCUCCAGAUCAGCCGAGAACUUUGCGCAUCGGCUCAGAAAUGGGCAGAUCAUCUGGCGGAAACGGGCAAAAAAGACCACUCGGGGCCUGGAGAAAAUUUGUAUUUCAAAAUUGGCUGCUUAAAAAAACUAAAAGGUAAGCAGCCCCUGCUGGCCCCUGAAUCACGAGUAGAAAUAGUUAUUGUUAGCCGUCAUUCCUUUUAACAGAACGGAUAUAGAUUUUGAUACAAAACGCACUAAGCCCCUCAUACCGACAGGAAACACACAAACCCAUACAAACGUGAUAUCCAUGGGUAUUCCUUCACAAACUAAGACGCCAUCUUACUUUAUCUGCCCCCUAUUAUACAAAGGUUACAUGUACCCUCCUAAACUAUAUACUCUGGGGUUUGGAGGGCAUGCUGGGUAAUGUACCUGUGUUUCUGGGUUGAAAGGUAAGAUUUGGUUUUCUUAAAACACAGCUCAGACACUGUAGAUUAUCACUGAAUUCUAACAAGUCGUGUCUAAAGCAGAGUUUCAGACUUUUUCCAUUUCAACCAUGUUUGUUAAAAUUGCAUAUCUCCCAAGUGUCCCUUUUUAGGACGGACAGUCCCUUUUUGGUCCAAAUCCUCUGUCCCUCUUUUCUCUCCUAAUGCCUGUCUUUUCUAGGAGCUCCAAAUUGUGUGUCUGAUUUCAGCACAGAGCUUCACAGCACAAUACUCCCAGUAAAAUAUCUAACAGCCCCACUCCUGGCCACACCCCCACUCAGAACAGCCCCGGCCCUGGUCACAGCCCUCCCCUGGUCACACACCCCCACUCAGAACAGCCCCUGGUCACACCCCUACCUAGAACAGUGGCCACACCCCCAGAACAGCCCCUGCCCCUGGCCACACCCCCACUCCGAACAGCCCUGCCCCUGGCCACACCCCCACUCAGAACAGCCCUGCCCCUGGCCACACCCCCACUCAGAACAGCCUCAUCCCUGGCCACACCCACACUCAGAACAGCCCUGCCCCUGGCCACACCCCCACUCAGAACAGCCUCGUCCCUGGCCACACCCACACUCAGAACAGCCCUGCCCCUGGUCACACCCCCACUCAGAACAUCCCCGCCCCUGGCCACCCACCAUUCACACUCUUAAAUUAAAGUGCCCCUCUCUGUCCGUGUAAAAUGUUCAGUUUUCAAUUUGGAGGGAAUAAUGUUGCAGGAUUAAUAAAAGAAAGGGUAAAAAUAAAACUCAGAGAGUAAUAAAGCAGAUUACACCAAUAUACCAGUGUUCAAGGUUACACUCACACACGUAUAUUGAUUGUAGGCGUAUCAAUGGUUUAGAGAUGGUGCAAGAUCCACUACACGAAAAAUGGGCAUGUGGGAGAGAGUAGAGACAUGUAAUAAAAGCAGACUUUAAAUUCAGUAUAUGCGCUUAAUUAACCCCUUCAGGACCGGACUGCUUUGGCCAUGUUGUACGUUAAGGACCAGAGCGGUUUUAACACUUUUGUGGUGUUUGUGUUUAGCUGUAAUUUUCCUCUCUCUCACUUAUGGUUCCCAUACAAGUUAUAUAUUGUUUUUUUUUUCAGGACAAAAGGGGCUUUCUUCACAUACCAUUAUUCGUAUCAUGUCAUAUAAUUUACUUAAAAUUUUUUUUUUUUUAAAUUUGACUUUUACUUGAAAAAUCUUUUACUCAUCUACAAAAGCGAAUGAAAAAAACUGCUAAAUAGAUUAAAAAUGUUGUCCUGAGUUUAAAAACACCCAGUGUUUACUAGCUUUUUUUGCAAGUUAUAGGGCUGUAAGUACAAGAAGCACGUUGCUGUUUCAAAAUAUGUAUUUUUAAAAUGUAUCAAUAGUGACAUUGUAACACUGUUAUCUGUCAUAAAUCUGUGAAUCACAAUACACAUGUACAUAUUUUUUUAACGUAGACAACCCAGGCUAUUCAAUAUGGGGUAUUUCCAGUCUUUUUUACUAGCCACUUCGUCACAAACACUGGCCUAAGUUAGCAUUUAUAUUUGUUUGUUAAAAAUGAACGCUAACUCUGGCCAGUGUUUGUGACUAAGUGGCUACUAAGAAAGACUGGACAUACCCCAUUUGCAAUACCUUGGGUUGUCUUCUUUUGCAAAUGGUAUGCCAUCAUGGGGGCAACUCUUAUUCCUGGGCUACCAUACGCUCUCAAAGGCAACAUAACCAACCUGGCAAUUUUUUAUGUAAAAAAUUUGACCCUUAUAUUUGACCCUGUAACUUUCAAAAACAAUAUAAAACCUGUACAUGGGGGGGUACUUUUUUACUUGGAAGACUUUUCUGAACAUAAAUAUUAAUGUUUUAAAACUGUAAAACGUAUCACAACAAUUAUAUCACCAGUGAAAGUGCUGUUUGUGUGUGGAAAUUGCAAAAUACUUCACUUUCACUGACAAUACCAUCGCUGUGAUAUGUUUUACUGUUUUGAAACACUAAUAUUUGUGUUCAGCGAAGUCUCCCGAGUAAAACAGUACCCCCCAUGUACAGGUUUCAUAGAAAGUUACAGGUUUAAAUACAGUGCUAGCAAAUUAAAUUUGUUGGACUUUUUUUGCCUGGGUUGCCAGGCAGGUCCUUCAAAUUGCAAUCAAUAAAAUUACUUAAUUAUGCACGUAGAAUUUAAAUAUAUAUAUACAUAAUUACAUAUUUGAAGUCUACGUGUAUAUUUAUGAAAUUAUUUAUGUAGUUUUGUAAAUGGAGAUAUAUAUAUAUAUAUUUAAUAUUAUUUUUAUUUAUUUAUAUAUACAUAGAUAUAUAUAAUUCUUACUGUAUUUUUAUAUAAAUAUAUAUUAGUAUCAAAAUACAGUUAGAAUAAAAUUUCAUAUAUAUAUAAUGUUUUACAUUUUUAUUUUAUUUUAAAGUUUUUUUAUUUAUAUUUGCUUUUUAUUUAUAUUUUAUAAUAAUAUAUAUACACACAAUAUAUAUAGUUAUUAUAUAUACACACACACGUGUAAUUUAAUUCUGAGUGUAUUUUUAUAUUUAUAUAUAUAUAUAUAUAUAUAUAUAUAUAUCCUCAAGGGGAUGUUUCCGAUGACCGUCCUGAACCGUCAUCGAUCCUUAAGAGGUUAAAUCACACUUACAAGCUUGAAGUAAUGUAUGAGCAUAUUGAAUCCAGGGGGUGUGAUCCCCAAUGGUUAUCCACAGGUGUGAAGGAUGAAGAAUGCCUCUUCUUGGUUAUAAGAAUAAUUUAUUGGACAUAUAUUAAAAAAAAAAAAAAAAAUCACCCUAAACACUCCCUACAAUGGCCCAGCCCUACGCGUUUCGUAUGCUACAAAUUAGGGGUAAUAAUCGUCCAGUAUCCUGUGUGGUGUAAUUCCUUGUGUGUCAUCCAUUGUUGUUUUGAAUGUGAAGAUGCCACUCCCACGGUUGUCGGAAGCCAAUCCGUGUUGAAUAAUCUCUGCUGUAGCUCAUAUUUGCGGAGUGCUUUUCAAGCCUCGCUUUCAUUUGCCGUCUGACUCUAUCUUACUCUAUCUCUAAACCAUUGAUACGCCUACAAUUAAUAUACGUUUGUGAGUGUAACCUUGAACACUGGUAUAUUGGUGUAAUCAACUUUAUUACUCUAUGAGUUUUAUUUCUCUGUAGACCCCUUUCUUUGUAUUUGUAUUGUGAGGACUGGGAGGAGUCCUAUCUUUUUUCUACCGCUUAAAAGAAGUGUAUAUGUAAAUAAUGUUUUACACUCACACUGUGUGUCUUUCCACUGAGUUAUAAGGGUGAUAAGCCAGUAUUGUAUAUUUAAAUGUUGAAGGACGGAAUGAGGCUAGAUGUAUACAGAGUUCAAAGAAUAAAUGGGACCAUGUUUGACAGAAUUAGAGGACCAUGUCUGUGAAUGAAGUUGCUUAGGUUGUACUUAAUUACAAGUUUUAAAAAAUGCAAAGAAGUUUCAAAAUCUCUUUCCAUUUUUUCUUUAUAGGCAAUGAGCCUGUGGAUUCAUGGUACAAGGAAAUUAAGGAUUAUGAUUACGGCAAACCAGAGUUUGGAUUGCAAACAGGUAAGUGUGGCGGAGCUCCAAUACUCAACCAGAGUAUCCCCACCAAAGUUCGACCAGUGUAUCCCCACCAAAGCUUGACCAGAGUAUCUCUACCAAAGCUUGACCAGAGUAUCCCCACCAAAGCUUGACCAGAGUAUCCCCACCAAAGCUUGACCAGAGGAUCUCUACCAAAGCUCGACCAGAGUAUCCCCACCAAAGUUCAACCAGAGUAUCCCAACCAAAGUUCGUCCAGAGUAUCCCCACCAAAGCUUGACCAGAGUAUCUCCACCAAAGCUUGACCAGAGUAUCUCUACCAAAGCUCGACCAGAGUAUCUCUACCAAAGCUCGACCAGAGUAUCUCUACCAAAGCUCGACCAGAGUAUCCCCACCAAAGCUUGACCAGAGUAUCUCUACCAAAGCUUGACCAGAGUAUCCCCACCAAAGUUCAACCAGAGUAUCCCCACCAAAGCUCGACCAGAGUAUCCCCACCAAAGCUCGACCAGAGUAUCCCCACCAAUGCUCGACCAGAGUAUCCCCACCAAAGCUCGACCAGAGAAUCUCUACCAAAGCUCGACCAGAGUAUCCCCACCAAAGCCUCUCUCUUUUUACUGCAGAGUAUUCAGUUAUAUAUAGCAGCCCACUCAAACAUUAUUUGAGACUUCAUGAAGAGUAAUAACAUGAGAACUUUAUAGGAUUCCAAUGCACAUAUUUAUACACAGACCCUCGGCAGGGGGUUGCUAACUAGAACAAUGUAGAUCCCACCCAGACACCUCUGUGUCUGGGAGAUAACAAUCAAGUACAGCUAAUCUAAUUAACUUCCAGACAACAGGGCUCCUUAACAGAAUAUCCCCAAAACAUACUGUAAAACAUCAAUAGACCCCACAUAUAAAGUAUGCCUGCAUAACUGGUCCCCGAGCGCCCUAACUGGUGAAAUAGCGCCUUUAUACCAUGUAGAAUUGAAUCGUCACCCGGUUAAACGCUUGCCGGGCCGCGGCUGAGUUUCGAUCCGAGAGAUAGUUCCACGCAGCCGGCUGGAGUUGGCAGGUUUCCUCAGAGCAUAUACCCUGCCUAGACAGGUGGUCAAAUUUCAGGGUGCUUGUUUUGGUAGUGUCUGCUAAGAGAAGGAAAGAUUCAUAGCAGGGUAAUUAUCAGUCCUUUAUACUCAUAUUACUUCACACAGUCUCAUAACAUGGUAAGUGGCAGUUAUAGUGCUCAGUCCCUCGCAGGUGGACUUGGAGGCAGAGCAUGGUCACGACACAUGGACAAUUUCUUAUAAGGCAGUAGAAUGCCUUUUACUAUUUUAAGGUACGCUGAGGCCACCAAGUGGACACUUUUAUUACUGCAUUUGGUCAUUUUUUGUAUUUGACUGGAUUACAGGUUUCAUGUACUUACCUGUUUAACUGUAUGUAUUAUUCUAUAAGUACUACAUCAAUUUAGGAAACAAGCCAAGCAACAGCCAACAUUUCCCUUUGGUUGCUCUGUUACCGUAGCCCUAUUUACUGCAGCCAACGCCAAGACUUGUUUUGCCAUAUUUUGGACUUUAUAUGGCCUUUACGGUACUUGGACUCUAACAUGAAUUUAAAAUGUUAUUCUAAACUUUGUUGAUUUAUCCCAUUUAUUAUUAUUUUAUUAAAGCUUUUCUAGUAUUUCAACUUAUUUUACAUUCUACAUAUUCAUAUAAUCAUUUUAUUUAUCUUGCUUUACCUAUUCCUUUUUAUACCACUGCCUUUUUUAUUAUUUUAUCUUUUGUACUCUGAAUAUUAGCUGAGAUGAUAUGGUUACAGUGCUUACUGUGUCCCUUUAAGAUUGUUACAGAACCAUAUCGUCCUGUCAGUCUGAACAGUAGCUAACUGACAGUUACUGAUAUUCCCAAGAGUUGGCUCUCGGCUAAGCACCACAGGAGUUGUAGUUCAAAAAUAUCUAUCUCUCAGAUUGUACUCUUGGAUGUCCCUCCUCCCGCAGCGAGGGUUAGUGGGACCAGGCUGGAGGGACAGACUGUGCCAGCGGGUUAGUCUGAUUUUAAAACAAAAGUUUUUUUGUUGGGCAACCCUUUAACAUUGAAAGAACUUACAUUUUAAGGUUUUUUAAAGAAUGCUUUUAUAUCAUUACUGAGAACCAUAACAACUUAAUCUAAAUGAGGUCCUGGGAACCAGCUUACCUUAAGGUUUUUAUUAGUUUACAAGCAGUUUAUCACCAAUGGAGAGAUCGAAUGCGCGUGUGCGGCGUUGCGCAUUAGGUCUCCCCAGCCGGCAGGCGUGAUCAGUCUCCCCCGCGAAGGGGGAGGUGUGAGGGAAAGGGGACCUGCAGUGCCAGGAAAACUGAUUGUUUUAUGGAUUGAAAAUCACAGUGAGAAGACGCUGGACGUCCAUAGGAAAGCAUUAAGUAAUGCUUUCCUAUGGACUGACUGAAUGCGCGCGGCUCUUGCUGCGCAUGCGCAUUCGGCGCUGAUGUUGGCAGAGGGAGGAGAGUUCCCCAGCGCCGAGGAUAGCCCGGCGCUGGAGAAAGGUAAGUGUUUAACCCCUUCAGCCCAGCGGGAGUGGGACCCUGAGGGUGGGGUGGACCUAAAGACCCUAUAGUUGGUUUUCCUGGCACUAUAGUGGUCCUUUAACUACUUGCAAAGGGCCAUAGUAGUUUGUGUUUUUAAACUGUGAUGCAAACUGUCCUUUGGCGACCUCUGCUGGAUAAAAGUCUUACUACAAGCAACUGCAACAAUUUGUAUUUCAAAUAUAACAAGUCCCCUUGUAUUGUGAGAUGAUGUAUUUAUUGAAAGGUAUCAUUCUAUUUUACGUAUAAAUGGGAUAUGUAAUGAGGUUUUUCUUUCCAUCCGGACCGCCCAGGUCACUUCACGCAGGUUGUCUGGAAAGGCUCUCAGGAGCUGGGCUGCGGAGUGGCCACAGAUGGCAAAGGGUGCAUCGUUGUGGUAGGACAAUACAAGCCGCCGGGGAACAUCAACAUGCCUGGCGAGUUCGAGAAGAAUGUCCUGCCUGCUGUAACAAACUAGCCCACUGGCAAUGUAAAGCAAGAAACGCAAGAAUGGCUGGAGAUUCUCACCCUGUGUUAUGGGGGAGUGGGUGCUUUCAUUUAUCUGGCAUUUACAUAAUUACACAUAAAACACUGAAAAUCACCAAGAA